Messenger RNA from Setaria italica (foxtail millet), 1537 nucleotides. RefSeq names its product acyl-[acyl-carrier-protein] desaturase 4, chloroplastic. Gene Ontology annotation, cellular component: chloroplast stroma. Gene Ontology annotation, molecular function: stearoyl-[ACP] desaturase activity. The record is from RefSeq and is a predicted model, not a curated record. The transcript is spliced from 3 exons. Gene Ontology annotation, biological process: fatty acid metabolic process. The coding region runs from base 26 to 1345 and encodes 439 amino acids. NCBI's taxonomy places the organism in Eukaryota, Viridiplantae, Streptophyta, Magnoliopsida, Poales, Poaceae.
GCAGCAGCAGGAGGUGUUGCUGGAAAUGGCGGCGCAGGGGCUGACGGCUACGGCGGCGCCGGUGAAGCUCGGCCGCCCCUUCAGCCGGAGCUACUCGAGCUCGCCGGCGAGAGGAGCACCCAGGCUCCUCUCCCCAGCACACUCCAACAGUGUGCACGCCCUGCGUGCAUGCGCGUCCACCUGCAGCAGAGGCGUGGCGGCAGGGAGAUUGAGUGCUGCCGCAACCACAGCCACCACCGCUGCUACGCCGCUAGCGCCGGCCGGCGGCGGCGAGGAGAUAAUGGAUCAGUGGCCGCCGGUGCCGCAGGAGCAGGUGGAGGCCAUCCGGUCGCUGAACGGGUGGGUGGCGGAGAACAUGCUCCCGCUGCUCACGCCCGUGGAGUCCGCGUGGCAGCCGCACGACUACCUGCCCCUGUCCACCGCGGACGGCGGCGGCGCGGAGGCCGAGGCGUUCGAGGCGUUCAAGGAGGGGCUCGCCGAGCUGCGCGCCGGCGCGGCGUGCCUCCCCGACGACGUGCUCGUGUGCCUGGUGGGCAACAUGAUCACGGAGGAGGCGCUGCCCACGUACCAGAGCAUGGGCAACCGCACCGAGGGCCUCUGCGACGAGACGGGCUCCAGCAAGCUGCCCUGGGCCCGGUGGAUCCGCGGCUGGACCGCCGAGGAGAACCGCCACGGCGACCUCCUCAACCGCUACCUCUACCUCACCGGCCGCGUCGACAUGCGCCAGGUCGAGGUCACCGUCCACCACCUCCUCCGCAACGGCAUGGAAAUGCUGGUUCCCACGAGCCCAUACCACAGCCUGAUCUACGGCGCGUUCCAGGAGCGCGCCACCUUCAUCUCCCACGGCCACACGGCGCGGCUCGCGGCGCAGCACGGCGACCGCGCUCUCGCCAAGAUCUGCGGCGUGAUCGCCGCCGACGAGAGGCGGCACGAGGCGGGGUACACCAUGGCGAGCGCCAGGCUCCUCGAGGUGGACCCGGACGGCAUGGUGCGCGCGCUGGCGCACGUCAUGCGCGGGAAGGUCACCAUGCCGGGGCUGCUCAUGUCGGACGGCCGCGAAGGCGGCGGAGACACACUGUUCGCGCGGUUCUCCGCGGUGGCGCAGCGCGCCGGCGUGUACACGGCGAGCGACUACGGCGACCUCGUGGAGCACUUCGUGCGGCGGUGGCGGGUGGCGGACCUCGCGGGCCUCUCCGGCGAGGGCCGCCGCGCGCAGGAGUACGUGUGCGGGCUGGCGCCCAAGAUCCGGCGGAUGGAGGAGCUGGCGCAGCGGAGGGCGGCCCGCGGGGAGCCCGGCCUGGCCCGGUUCAGCUGGAUUUUCGACAGGACCGUCGUGGUGGGCUGAAUAAUAAGCUUGACGGGUCGCGUUGUAAGCUUUUCCACACGCUUGCUUUGCUUAUUAUCGAGCUGGAAUAAAACGACUACUGGGUUUCAUGGUUUAGCCGAUUUUUCUCACCGUUUUGACGUGAUUGAAGAUCAUGCUGCCGUUUGUUAGAUCCAUGACAUAUGAUAUUAUGACAUGUAUGUUUUCAGAACA